Molecule: messenger RNA, 1187 nt
Organism: Drosophila kikkawai
Lineage: Eukaryota; Metazoa; Arthropoda; Insecta; Diptera; Drosophilidae
Gene: SamDC
Product: S-adenosylmethionine decarboxylase
Biological process (GO): spermidine biosynthetic process; spermine biosynthetic process
Cellular component (GO): cytosol
Molecular function (GO): adenosylmethionine decarboxylase activity
Source: RefSeq, a predicted model, not a curated record
UGUUUUACAUCACAAAACAUUUCUGCGUUAUCAACUCCAUCUGUUAUUUAAAGCAUGCUUGAAAACGGGGAGCACUUUUUCGAAGGGGUUGAAAAACUCCUUGAAAUUUGGUUCGAGGAGAGCCCCAACAACGAGAAUGACCUGCGGAACAUCAGCAGAUCUGAUUGGGAAAAAGUUCUUGGCAAUGUCAACUGUGAAAUAAUAAGCACUUCCAAAAAUGAUAAUUUACUUGCCUUUGUUUUAAGUGAGAGCAGCAUGUUUGUUUCGAAGCGAAGGUGGAUUUUAAAAACAUGUGGAACCACGACUCCUCUAAAAUGCCUGAGCCUGUUACUGCAGCUAGCAGCUGAAAAUGGAUUCGAUGUGGUUGCCGACCUAUUCUACUCUCGAAAGAAUUUUACAAGGCCUGAAGUACAGAUAACUCCGCAUCAGGGCUUUACAGAGGAAGUCACGUAUCUGGAUUCCAUUUUCCCCAAUGGAAGAUCUUAUUGUUUGGGAUCUAUGAACUUGGAAUGUUGGUACCUCUAUACUUUCAGUCGCUCUGAUGUAAAGGCCUCUCCCCAGCUUAUCUCUGUUGACGAGAAAGAUGUGGACUCUGAGCCGGAUCAAACAAUUGAGAUACUUAUGCAGGAUCUAGAUGCGGAGACUAUGUCCAUCUUUUACAAGAAUAAAUUUGCCAGUGCCAAUGAAGCUACCAAGGAAUCCGGUAUAGAUACAAUCUUGCCAACCAUGCAUAUAGACGAUUUCCUAUUUGAUCCUUGUGGAUAUUCUAUGAAUGGAAUAAAUGAUAAGGGAGAAUACAUGACGAUCCACAUUACUCCCGAAAAUCAGUUCUCGUACGUGAGCUUUGAAACGAAUGUGGCUUUGAGUAACUACAGGAAACUUAUCAAUCAAGUGAUCAAUACGUUCAAGCCCGGGAAAUUUAUAGUAACUAUUUUUGCAAAUAAGUGCUCUCUGGCGUACGAAACAAUGAAAGAGCUGGAAGUGGAAUAUUCGAAGGGAUCGCAUUGGAAGAGAACCGACAUGCAAUGCUGCAAUUUUCCGUCUUACAACUUACUUUUUGCUCAAUAUUCUCAUGACGAAAAAAAUGGUGAUAGUUUAUGAAAUUCCAAUUGUAAAUGAAUGUUGAAUGUAAGUUUCACAGUUCGUUUGUUAUUAGUUAAAAUAAAUAAAUGUCGAAUACAAAAUAA